CCAUCCUUCUGAAAGAGAACAGAGGAAGGAAGAAGAUGCACUGGAACUGAGUUCCAAGCAGCACUUAGAGAGAAAAAGAAAGUAAGUGAGUAAAUUCAUUCAUCUACUCUGAUUCCCCAUUCUUUCUCUUUCCCCUGCCUUUUACACACUAAUUUGGAGACGCAGCAUUCCUUCUGUGUGUUAUUGUACUGAGGUUAUCAUCAAUGGCUUCUCUGGUAUCUUCCCCUUCUACUUUGCCCAGCUCUAAGGCUGACCAGCUUUCUUCUCUUGCCCAAAAACAUUUCUUUCUCCAUUCUUUUCUUCCCAAAAGAGCCAAUUUUGGCAAUUCAAGGUCCCCCAUGAGAGUGAAAUGUGCCGCAAUUGGCAAUGGCCUAUUCACCCAAACAUCCCCAGAAGUUCGUAGGAUAGUUCCAGAGAAAGACAUGAACCUUCCAAAGGUUAAAAUUGUAUAUGUUGUCCUCGAAGCUCAGUACCAAUCAUCUCUCUCGGCUGCUGUGCGAGCUCUCAAUGGUGGCAAACAAUAUGCUUCCUUUGAAGUUGUGGGUUACUUGGUGGAGGAGCUUCGAGAUAAAUCGACGUACAAAACAUUCUGUAAGGAUCUCGAAGACGCUAAUAUUUUUAUCGGGUCUUUGAUUUUUGUGGAGGAGCUUGCUCUCAAAGUUAAGGCUGCGGUAGAGAAAGAAAGGGACAGGCUGGACGCGGUUUUGGUUUUCCCAUCAAUGCCUGAAGUAAUGAGGCUAAACAAGCUGGGUUCUUUUAGCAUGUCACAGCUUGGGCAAUCCAAGAGUCCGUUCUUCCAGCUUUUUAAGAGAAAGAAGCAGCAAUCAGCUGGGUUCGCUGAUAGUAUGUUGAAGCUCGUAAGAACUUUGCCUAAGGUUUUGAAGUAUUUACCAAGUGAUAAAGCUCAAGAUGCCAGACUUUACAUACUGAGUCUGCAGUUUUGGCUUGGUGGAUCGCCUGAUAAUCUGCAGAAUUUCUUGAAGAUGAUUUCUGGGUCUUAUGUUCCGGCAUUAAAAGGGACAAAGAUCGAUUAUUCGGAGCCAGUUCUGUACUUGGAUAGUGGAAUAUGGCACCCGUUGGCUCCUUGUAUGUAUGAUGAUGUGAAGGAGUAUUUGAAUUGGUAUGCAACCAGAAAGGAUGCCAAUGAGAAGCUCAAGAGUCCCAAUGCACCUAUAAUUGGUUUGAUUUUGCAGAGAAGUCACAUUGUAACUGGGGAUGAAGGCCACUAUGUGGCAGUGAUUAUGGAACUUGAAGCAAGAGGGGCUAAAGUUAUUCCUAUUUUUGCCGGUGGGCUUGACUUUUCCGGUCCAGUAGAGAAAUAUUUGAUCAAUCCGAUUACUAAGAAGCCAUUUAUAAAUUCCGUUGUAUCACUUACCGGCUUUGCUCUUGUUGGAGGCCCGGCAAGGCAGGAUCAUCCAAGAGCAGUUGAGGCUUUGAGGAGGCUCGAUGUGCCAUAUAUUGUUGCACUGCCACUAGUGUUCCAGACCACAGAGGAGUGGCUCAACAGUACAUUGGGUUUGCACCCAAUUCAGGUAGCCCUGCAAGUUGCUCUGCCUGAGUUAGACGGAGGCAUGGAGCCCAUUGUAUUUGCUGGUCGAGAUCCUAGAACUGGAAAAUCUCAUGCUCUUCAUAAGAGGGUGGAACAGCUCUGCACUAGAGCCAUCAGAUGGGCUGAAUUGAAGAGAAAAUCAAAGGCAGAGAAGAAAUUAGCCAUCACUGUUUUCAGUUUCCCUCCAGACAAAGGAAAUGUAGGAACUGCCGCUUACCUCAAUGUUUUCUCCUCCAUUUUCUCUGUUGUGAAAGAACUAAAAAGAGAUGGUUACAAUGUCGAUGGCCUUCCAGAAACUUCUGAAGCUUUGAUUGAAGAAGUCAUACAUGACAAAGAGGCACAAUUCAGCAGCCCAAAUCUAAACGUUGCUUAUAAAAUGAGUGUUCGUGAAUACCAAAAGUUGACUCCCUAUGCCUCAGCAUUAGAAGAGAAUUGGGGAAAACCUCCCGGGAAUUUGAAUGCAGAUGGAGAGAAUCUAUUGGUGUAUGGGAAACAGUAUGGCAAUGUCUUCAUAGGGGUUCAGCCCACGUUUGGCUAUGAAGGCGAUCCUAUGCGGCUGCUUUUCUCCAAAUCUGCCAGCCCACAUCAUGGAUUUGCAGCGUAUUACUCUUUUGUUGAAAAAAUUUUCAAAGCCGAUGCUGUUCUUCAUUUUGGAACACAUGGUUCACUUGAAUUUAUGCCUGGAAAACAAGUGGGGAUGAGUGACGUAUGUUACCCUGACAGUCUGAUUGGAAAUAUCCCCAAUGUCUACUACUAUGCUGCUAACAACCCUUCCGAAGCCACCAUAGCCAAGCGCAGGAGCUAUGCGAAUACCAUUAGCUAUCUGACACCUCCAGCAGAAAAUGCUGGACUUUACAAAGGUCUUAAGCAGUUAAGCGAGCUCAUUUCUUCCUACCAGUCCCUUAAGGACACUGGCCGGGGACCACAAAUUGUGAGUUCAAUUAUCAGCACUGCUAGACAAUGCAAUCUUGACAAGGAUGUGGAACUUCCAGAAGAGGGCGAGGAGAUCCCAGCAAAAGAACGAGAUCUUGUAGUUGGUAAGGUGUAUUCAAAGAUCAUGGAGAUUGAGUCCCGCUUAUUGCCUUGCGGGCUUCAUGUCAUUGGUGAGCCUCCCUCGGCCUUGGAAGCAGUUGCUACACUGGUGAACAUUGCCGCACUUGAUCGUCCUGAAGAUGGUAUUUCUUCACUCCCAGCAAUACUAGCUGAGACUGUAGGAAGAGAUAUUGAGGAUGUUUACAGAGGGAAUGACAAAGGAAUAUUGAAGGACGUGGAGCUUCUUCGACAAAUUACUGAAGCAUCACGUGGAGCUAUUACAGCAUUUGUGAAGCGAACUACAAAUGAGAAGGGUCAAGUUGUUGAUGUAGCUGAUAGGCUUGGUUCAAUUCUUGGAUUCGGAAUCAAUGAGCCAUGGAUUCAGUACUUGUCAAACACCAAAUUUUACCGAGCAGAUAGGGAAAAGCUAAGAAUAUUGUUUUCUUUCUUGGGAGAAUGUUUGAAGUUGGUUGUGGCUGACAAUGAAUUAGGAAGUCUAAAACAGGCCUUGGAGGGCAAAUAUGUGGAGCCUGGUCCAGGUGGUGACCCCAUUAGAAACCCGAAAGUUUUGCCCACAGGAAAGAAUAUCCAUGCGCUUGACCCACAAGCUAUUCCUACAACAGCAGCUAUGCAAAGUGCCAAAAUAGUGGUAGAUAGGUUGAUUGAGAGGCAAAAAGCUGAUAACGGAGGAAAGUAUCCUGAGACAAUUGCACUUGUACUCUGGGGAACGGAUAAUAUCAAGACUUAUGGUGAAUCCCUGGCUCAGGUCUUGUGGAUGAUCGGUGUGAGACCAGUGGCGGAUACAUUUGGACGGGUCAACCGGGUGGAACCAGUUAGUCUCGAAGAGCUUGGAAGGCCAAGAAUUGAUGUUGUUGUUAAUUGCUCUGGAGUGUUCAGAGAUCUUUUCAUCAAUCAGAUGAAUCUCCUGGACAGAGCUGUGAAAAUGGUUGCUGAAUUAGAUGAGCCAGUAGAGCAAAACUACGUGAGGAAGCAUGCAUCGGAACAAGCUCAAGCCCUAGGGAUUGAAGUUCGAGAAGCAGCAACCAGGGUCUUCUCCAAUGCCUCAGGAUCCUACUCCUCAAAUAUAAACCUGGCCGUGGAGAACUCUUCGUGGAAUGACGAGAAGCAGCUUCAGGACAUGUACCUUAGCCGCAAGUCUUUUGCUUUUGACUGUGAUGCUCCUGGCUCAGGCAUGACUGAAAAGAGAAAGGUCUUUGAGAUGGCUCUGAGCACAGCAGAUGCUACAUUCCAAAACCUUGAUUCAUCUGAAAUUUCCCUCACCGAUGUCAGUCACUACUUUGAUUCGGACCCUACUAAUCUGGUUCAAAAUCUAAGGAAAGAUAAGAAGAAGCCAAGUGCGUACGUUGCAGACACAACCACAGCCAAUGCGCAGGUCCGUACUCUUUCCGAGACUGUGAGACUCGAUGCACGAACCAAGCUAUUGAACCCUAAGUGGUACGAAGGAAUGUUGUCCAGUGGCUACGAGGGUGUCCGUGAAAUUGAGAAGAGACUCACUAACACUGUGGGGUGGAGUGCAACUUCAGGCCAAGUUGACAAUUGGGUCUAUGAAGAAGCCAACACUACGUUCAUUCAAGAUGAGGAAAUGCUGAACAAGCUUAUGAACACGAAUCCUAACUCCUUUAGGAAGUUGGUUCAGACGUUCUUGGAAGCCAAUGGACGUGGCUAUUGGGAAACUUCUGAACAGAACAUUGAGAGGCUCAGGCAAUUGUAUUCCGAAGUGGAAGACAAAAUCGAAGGAAUAGACCGUUGAAUUUCGGGCCUGAUAUUGAGGGAUUGAGGAAUGAGAAGAACAUACAACAGCGAAUAAAUCUGAAAUUGCUGAUUUAUCUUUGCCACCCGUAUUUGGAACCUUGCUCCACUUUGAUGUUCAUUAUCUAGGAUACCUUUUUGUAUCAUUUUGUUUUUCUUGUCUCUUUCCCUGUUGUAAUUUAAUUUAUUUGCAGGGAUCAAUCAAUGUGUAGUUGCAAGCUCUACCCCUAUGCAAACAAAAGAAGCUUCUGAUUCAAAGUUAA
This is a messenger RNA of Prosopis cineraria, 4614 nucleotides long. Its product is annotated as magnesium-chelatase subunit ChlH, chloroplastic. NCBI's taxonomy places the organism in Eukaryota, Viridiplantae, Streptophyta, Magnoliopsida, Fabales, Fabaceae. Gene Ontology annotation, biological process: chlorophyll biosynthetic process. Gene Ontology annotation, cellular component: chloroplast. Gene Ontology annotation, molecular function: magnesium chelatase activity. The coding region runs from base 204 to 4352 and encodes 1382 amino acids. The transcript is spliced from 5 exons. The record is from RefSeq and is a predicted model, not a curated record.